Messenger RNA from Polypterus senegalus (gray bichir), 1673 nucleotides. RefSeq names its product interleukin-10 receptor subunit beta-like. The transcript has 8 exons. The record is from RefSeq and is a predicted model, not a curated record. NCBI's taxonomy places the organism in Eukaryota, Metazoa, Chordata, Cladistia, Polypteriformes, Polypteridae. Bases 372 to 1319 code for a protein of 315 amino acids. Gene Ontology annotation, molecular function: protein binding.
UCUUUCCUGCCUUCCCGAGCCGAGAAGGCGACGGCGGCUGCGCGGAGACCUCGAGCGCCAGAAGUGGAGCUGCGGGAAGAAAUGACGGCGUGGCGGCCGGAGACGCUGGACGAGUGUUUGGCGCUGAGGUGUCUCGCGAGUUUUGCCUGAAAGUCCCCGGAUUCCCCGAGCCUCAAAUCCUAGAGCGGGAGGGAAUUCCCAAGGAGGCAGUGCGCGUGCGCCUCUCUGACUGCGCGUGUGUGCUACGCCUGCGCGGCGCUCCUGAGGCAGACAGGCAUUAGAGGCGGAGAGCGGGUCUGCUCGUAUCUGGGAAAGUUUUGUACAGAAUGGAAAUCAAGGACGACGAAGACGCCCUGUGGAACUGAGCGAAGAUGGUGUCGAAGUCAGUUUUCUGGGUAUUGCUGCUUGUCAAUGAAGCUUUUCGAGGUUUCUCCGAGCUACGAGAGCCCACGAAUGUCACCAUUACGUCUGUGAAUUUGAAAAGCGUGCUGCACUGGGAUGCGUCACCUGACCUGCAGGGCCCUGUCAAUUAUCACGUAGAGUAUAAGAUUAACAACACAGACGCGAAGUGGACACCCGUUGAGAACUGUGUCCUCACGACCAGGACCGAGUGUGACUUCAGUGUGACCAUCCAGCCUUACUACAAGAAUGUGGUCCUGCAAGUGAGAGCUGAGAACGGCAACGACACCUCGGCGUGGGUGCAGUCCAAGGCCUUUAAUGCCCUAUUUGACACUGAAAUCGGCCCACCGACUGUAAGUCUCGAUUCCCAGGCUGGCGAGAUCUACGUCCGAUUCUUGAUCCCCGGAGAUGCCAUGAAGCAUUACUUCACACAGUGGAUUCACUACGUCACGUACUGGAAGGAGGGUGACAAUGUCAAGUUUGUGGAAACAACAGAGAACUUUGUGCAACUGAAAGGGGUUGAAUCGGGGGUCCGGUACUGUGUGCGGGUGAAGAGCCAAGAGUACCGAUACAACCCAUACAGAGAGGGCAUCUCAUCACCAGAGCAGUGCAUCGAGAACACAAGAGACGAGGCGUCGCAGGUCACGUCUCUUGUGCUCAUCCUGACUGCGACUUUAACCUUCGCCUGUCUGCUGACUGCUGCCUGCUUCUUUGUGGUCCGGCGCACCUACGGCUGUGCCAAGGACCUGCUGAACCCCGUGUGGAGCGUCCCUGAGGACAUCGCAGAGUUCCUCACUCGCCGAUCGCCGGGCGACUCCUUCACUCCCCCCGCUGGCACAGACGUCCCCGAAGAGGCCAUCGACAACGUGCUGGUGCUCAAUGAUGAUGAUGAUGAUGACGACGGCGGCGACGUCACCUGACUUAUAAAAGGCGCCUAUUGGGCAGGGCGAGUGACACACGUGGUGUGCCAGGCGGAUUAACAGGUUUUACUGUUUUUAUUUUUUUUUUUUUGCCCCCCUUUGUUUUUUGAGCCCCCUUCCUUGUCAAUCAUAAACUUGAACUGAACUUUUAAAGCUGCUAUCAGGAAGAUUUUUUCCUCGCGUGGGACAGCGGACUGCCCGUCUGCAGGUGGCAUCUUCAGCCCGUCUUGAACUUCUUAUCGUAUUGCAAAAUCGCGGAGGAGCUGAACGUGAGGGCCAUAAAUGAACUGGGAAGCCCGAGGGCUGAAAGGCACUAUAUAGAAUAAAGGUGAUGGCUGCUGCGUUUUUGGUAAA